Molecule: messenger RNA, 1701 nt
Organism: Eremothecium cymbalariae DBVPG#7215
Lineage: Eukaryota; Fungi; Ascomycota; Saccharomycetes; Saccharomycetales; Saccharomycetaceae
Exons: 1
Coding region: 1-1701 (566 amino acids)
Biological process (GO): transmembrane transport
Cellular component (GO): membrane
Molecular function (GO): transmembrane transporter activity
Source: RefSeq, a predicted model, not a curated record
AUGAAGAUCUACUCUCUGGCAUUUGGCCAUAAAAUGACCAGUGCUCUAAUGGGUGAUUCUAUUUCGAAGCAGCAGUUGAUAAGUUUUGUGGGAGCAUUUACAGUUGCCUUUACAACAGGAGCAACUCACAUAUACAGCAUAUAUGCUCCUCAGUUACUCGAGCAUUGCGGUAUUCCUAUGGAAUCGGCGAAGCACCUGACUCUAGCUGUCAAUGUCGGUUCUUUGGGGCUUGGCUUCAUAGGUGGGAUAAUUACAGAUCGCAAAGGACCUCAAUUUUCAUGUGGAUUAGGUGCGGUAGCCAAUUUCAUGGCUUAUAUCUGUAUGGGUUAUUGUUACAAAAAUCGUAUAAGCAGCGAUCUGCCACUGUGCGUGUGUUUUGCAGUCUUGUCAUUCGGAAAUCUGACAGCGUUCCUGGCGACUUUUAAGUGGUGUGCCCUUAAUAGUUCCAAUCACAAAGGGAUUGUGUUGGGGGGUAGCUCUGCUCUACAUGGGCUCGCUUCUAUGAUUUAUUCUAAUUUGAUUUACAGACUUUUCGGUAAUGACACUAGACGCAUAUUUCAGUUCAUGCCAAUCGCAUCUUCGGCUCUGACGAUUAUUGGUUGCUUUACGUUAAAGGAUCUCAAUAGAUCUGAUGAACAGAAGCAAACUGGUAAGGGAUCUCGUCUUAUUUUUCAAGAUGACGUCUUCCAAAGCACUGACGUUCAUCUAACUUCUCCAGAGCAGCCUGCAGCGCAGGCGAUGACUCGUGACUCUGAAGAGGCUGAUGAUUCUGAGACAUUAAAACAUGUAUCUUGUGAGAGAACAGCGUUGAUGUCAUCCGUUAAUAUUACAGGUGAGUCGUAUAAUAGUUACAGGCUUAAAACGUCAUGUUAUCAAAAUGAAGUGUCGGCGUCGUAUGAAGCAGAUCUUGAACAAGCGAUGUUGUCACCAAACAGUUCUGACAUUACAAAAGAUCCAGAAUCUGAGUUUGAAAAGGAGAAAGUGUGGAAAACCUUUGUUAGCUAUCACUUUAUUUCGAUGUUCAUAAUUAUUGGUACUAUUCAGGGGAUGGCGACGAUGUACACAUAUUGCAUAGGUUAUAUUGUUGACGUUUUUUUGGCAUCCAAUCCGGAUUUUAAGGUUAGCAGAAGAGAGAGUCAAUCUUUUCAAGUUUCAUUGAUAUCCGUUGCAUCAUGUGUGGCUAGGUUUACCACUGGUUUUGGCUCCGAUAUUCUCGUUAAUAAGUUCCAUGGACAAAGGGCGUGGUUAGUAUUUCUUACCUGUGGGUUCAUUUAUUUGGCGGCUAGCAGAGUAAUCGCUGACACAUAUGUUUUGACUGAUAUUUCUAGUCAAUUAACCACCUCGGAAAAAUAUAAGAACUUAUCUGCUGGAUCUGUUCUUUUUGGCCUUGGCUUUGGAGUUCUAUUCGGGGUAUUACCCUCGUUAGUGGUGGAAUUGUUUGGGGCUGGUAACUUCAGUAGCAUGUGGUCCAUUAUGCUUACAGGAUCUCUUUUAAGUGUAAAUUAUUUUACAGCAAUGUUUACUGACGAAGUGAGUUCUAAAACACCACCAGAUGCAAAAUACUGUACUAGUGGAACUCAAUGUUAUGCUCACACCUUUCAAUUAAUUAAAGUAUGUUCAUUACUUGUGUCACUCCUGGUUCCGUUGCUGAUCAUCAAACAGAAACGCCUUGCUUUACGGAUGCAGCAACAUGACUCUUAA